Arachis duranensis is the source of this 1732-nucleotide messenger RNA. RefSeq names its product phenylacetaldehyde oxime monooxygenase CYP71AN24. The record is from RefSeq and is a predicted model, not a curated record. Bases 38 to 1606 code for a protein of 522 amino acids. NCBI's taxonomy places the organism in Eukaryota, Viridiplantae, Streptophyta, Magnoliopsida, Fabales, Fabaceae. The transcript is spliced from 3 exons. Gene Ontology annotation, molecular function: heme binding; iron ion binding; oxidoreductase activity, acting on paired donors, with incorporation or reduction of molecular oxygen.
UACAUAAUAAGAAUUAAGAAAGAAGUUAACAAUAAUAAUGGCUUUCAAGACUUGGAUCUACGACCAAAUCCAAGAACCCCUUUUUUCCAACAUUCACCUAUGGCUACUCUUUGCAAUCACCGUCUUCUUCGUCUUCAACCACACAAAGAAACGCAAACCCAAUCCAAUGAACCUUCCUCCAUCACCACCAAAACUACCCUUCAUCGGAAACCUCCUCCAGUUCGGCACACUCCCACACCUUUCUCUCCGAAACCUCUCCAAAACUUACGGCGACAUCAUGAUGCUACAAUUGGGUCAAAGACCCAGCCCAACUCUGGUAGUUUCAUCCGCCGAACUUGCAAAAAAGAUAGCCAAAAACUACGACCUAGUUUUCUCAAACCGGCCACAAAACACGGCCACGAAGAUCUUGUUGUACGGCGCCACCGACGUCGGGUUCGGGCUCUACGGAGACGACUGGAGGCAGAAGAGGAAGAUAUGCGUGCUCCAGCUUCUUAGCACGAGAAGAGUGCAAUCAUUCAGAGCGGUCCGAGAAGAGGAAGUUGAAGAGAUGGUGAGGGUGUUGGUGAGAGCGAGUUCAAACGACGAAGCGGUGAACUUGGGGGAGAUGGUGGUUUCGAGUUCGAACAACAUAGUUUGUAAGUGCGCGUUGGGAAGAAAGUACGGAAAAGAAGGUGGGAUUCAAGAUUUGGCGAGGAGAGUGAUGAUUUAUUUGACGGCGUUUACGGUGGGGGAUUAUUUUCCGGCAUUGGGUUGGGUUGAUGUGGUUAGCGGGAAGAUUGGGAGGUAUAGAGAGACUUUUAGAACGUUGGAUGGAUUGUUUGAUAAGGUUAUUGAAGAGCAUAAAAUGGCAAAGAAGGAAGAAAGUGAUGGUAGUAAUAAUAAGAAGGAUUUGGUGGAUGUACUACUUGGAAUUCAAGAAGAUGCUAUGGUUGAUGGGGAGUAUAUGCUUACCAAUGAUGACAUUAAAUCACUUCUCAUGGACAUGUUUGUAGGGGGCACGGACACAACUUCAGCAACUAUAGAAUGGGCAAUGACAAGACUUGUGCAAAAUCCAGAAAUUAUGAAGAAAGUUCAAGAAGAAGUGAGAAGGGUUGUGAGAUGUAACAAUUCAUCAAAAGUGGAAGAAAACCACAUCAACCAAAUGCAAUACUUCAAGUGUGUAGUGAAGGAGACUCUAAGGUUGCACCCACCUUGCACCGUUUUGCCUCCACGAGAGACCAUGGCUCAUGUCAAACUCAAUGGAUUCGAUAUUCCACCAAAAACAAUGGUACUAACUAAUGCAUGGGCAAUUCAAAGGGAUCCAAGAUUGUGGGAAAGGCCUGAGGAGUUCAUGCCUGAGAGAUUUGAGAAAAGUGAAAUUGAUUUCAAUGGUGAUCAAUGGUUUGAGUUCCUUCCAUUUGGAUUUGGGAGAAGGGGUUGUCCUGGAGUGUUCUUUGGGGUUGCUAUUGUUGAGUAUGUUCUUGCUAGCCUUCUCUAUUGGUUCGAUUGGAUGCUUCCAGAAAAUAUUUCAUCAGCUCAUGACAUUGAUAUGAGUGAGGUAUAUGGACUCGUUGUCUCAAAGAAAGUGCCUCUUCACCUUAAACCAAUAGCACAUGUUAGAGCUUAAUUAAUUAAACUAUUAAAGUGAUUAUAUUAGCUAAUGUUGUUUCCGUACGUGUUAUCUUUGCUUUAUUGUGAUGUAUAGCGUAUUAAGAAAAUAAUUCCGCUACGUUAUCAAUAGCAUUUCUGCCAA